This is a messenger RNA of Eucalyptus grandis, 1268 nucleotides long. Its product is annotated as transcriptional adapter ADA2-like. Lineage: Eukaryota; Viridiplantae; Streptophyta; Magnoliopsida; Myrtales; Myrtaceae. Bases 115 to 741 code for a protein of 208 amino acids. The record is from RefSeq and is a predicted model, not a curated record. The transcript has 7 exons. Gene Ontology annotation, molecular function: zinc ion binding; chromatin binding; transcription coactivator activity. Gene Ontology annotation, biological process: regulation of transcription by RNA polymerase II; chromatin remodeling. Gene Ontology annotation, cellular component: nucleus.
CCGGGUUCUUGCUGGUUUCUUGAAAUCGCGCGCUCUGCACGGAAGGGAAGGCGGGGAAGGCGAAUUCCUCUGCUGGGCAGGCGGUUUCGGGAGCUCAUUCAGCUUCGGAUUGACAUGGGUCCCUCUCGUGGCAACUUCCACUCGAAUGACGAGGACCCGACUCAGAGAUCAAGGAGAAAGAAGAAUGCUUCAACUGGAGAGAACUUGGAUUCUUCUUCUGCAGGUCAAGGAUCAAGUGAUGGGAAAAAGGCUUUGUAUCACUGUAAUUAUUGCAACAAAGACAUUACGGGGAGAAUCCGUAUCAAGUGUGCUAUGUGCCCUGAUUUUGACCUGUGUAUCGAAUGCUUCUCGGUUGGGGCUGAGGUGGUGCCUCAUAAAAGCGGCCACCCAUACAGAGUCAUGGACAACUUGUCAUUUCCUCUGAUCUGCCCUGACUGGAAUGCAGGUGAUGAGAUAUUGCUUCUUGAGGGAAUUGAAAUGUAUGGGUUAGGGAACUGGGCUGAAGUUGCUGAGCAUGUUGAGACAAAGAGCAAAGAACUGUGCAUUGAUCAUUACUAUGAAGUGUAUAUGAACUCUCCAGUCUUUCCUCUUCCUGAUAUGUCUCAUGUCGUUGGGAAAAAUCGCAAAGAACUUCUUGCAAUGGCUAAAGGACAUGGCGAGGACAAGAAAGGACCUUCCGUUGGUGAUCGUAAUCAUGUUCAGUCAAUUUCAAAAGAACCUUCUCAAGGAAAAUUUGCAUGAAAUCAUGCAGGAUGCGGAUCAGAUACAUAAUGAUCAUUCCCUCCCCAGUCCCCACCACUCAUUUUUCUGGGCAUUUCUUCAAAGAAGACAACAAAGACUGUUUUCCAUUGACCUACAUGUGCAUGCCGGCGUUAGGUUUGCAUGUAGUUAUGUAUGUCUGACUGUGCUCUAUACAAAACUGGAUAAGGGUACGUUCCUACAUUCAUUUGUUCUGAGAGAGAGACAGAGAGAGAGAGAGAGAGCAUUACAUGUUUGUUUUCUUUUUCCAUUCAGAGCCAGACAGAAGCUGAUUUAGUCAAAGAAAUAUCUCCACCAGCAUGCUUGGGUUGUUGUAUGAAUUGGUGAGCAAAGUUAAAGAGAGCCGCCAAAGGCAGGGACGUGCCGGCGUUGCCACUCAUGACUCAUGAUCGGCGUCUGUCCUGUGUUAUUCAAUUUGCUGUACCACCCGCUCCUUAGCCUCCUUUUCUGCAGCACUUUCUAUUCAUUUUUAUUGUACGACGAUAUCUCCAAAUUAAGUUUCGGAAGAC